AUGGACGACACCAGUGAUAAUAUUGUGAUCAAAGCGGAAGACAUAAAUAUGCAAGAGCAGUCCACCUCUUGCGCCUCCGGUGAGAACACCCACCAUGACACCACCACACCUACCGUGACUAGUAGUAGUCCCACGCCGUCCUCUUCGGCGCUCCAGCCAUAUCACCAACAAUUGCACGAAGCUAUGCUGGCCGCUGUCAACAGUCACGGCGUUGCUUCUCUUUCACAGCAUGGUCAGCUCAUAGCAGCUGUUGCAGCCGCCGUAGGUGCUGGUGCUGCUGCCGUCUCUUCUUCUUCGACAGCAUCUUCACCGUCAUCCUCAAACAACAACAACAACACUAGCCCACCACCACCACCACAACAACAACUACAACCACAACUCUUACAGCCUCAAAAUCAACAACACCAACCUCCUACACAGCAACAGACACCACGAUCCGAUAUUGACUUUGUCAAAAGAGAUAACAUUCGUGCUGCAAACAGAGAACGAAAGAAGAAAUGGCGUAUUCACAACGAAGAGCGAAACAAAGAUAAUGACUUACGAUGCCGAGUCAAUAAACGAGCGAGUAAACUCUUUGGACCAGCCGACACUGAAGCAAAACGGGCGUGGGCCAAUGACGAAUUCGAAAAGCGGCGACAAAAGCGCAUGGAGAAAGAACGACGGAAGAACAUGAUUGACAAUGUACUCAGUGUACCAGGAAGCCCGUCAAGUGGCAUCAUGACCGUGCCUUCUUCUUGUGCUGGAGCAACGACGACGUCUUCAGCAGACGAUGCACACCAGUCGCCACAGCAACAAGCAGCAGCAUUAGCGGCAGCAGCAGCGUUACCAGAACAGCUGGGCUACUAUGCUGCUGCUGCUACUGCACCACCGCCACCCAUGACAGUCGAUCAGUCAGCAGCAGCCAAAAUGUUGGACUUUCCUCCUGAGCUGCAACGGCAAUUGUUGGAGCAACUCAAUAACAUGAUUGUAAGCCUUCUGAACAAUCCACACUCGAACAGUUCUUCAUAA
Messenger RNA from Zychaea mexicana, 1008 nucleotides. RefSeq lists its product as uncharacterized. Bases 1 to 1008 code for a protein of 335 amino acids. NCBI's taxonomy places the organism in Eukaryota, Fungi, Mucoromycota, Mucoromycetes, Mucorales, Lichtheimiaceae. The transcript has 2 exons. The record is from RefSeq and is a predicted model, not a curated record.